This is a messenger RNA of Racocetra persica, 354 nucleotides long. The record is from the annotation of a GenBank genome assembly. Lineage: Eukaryota; Fungi; Glomeromycota; Glomeromycetes; Diversisporales; Gigasporaceae.
CAAGAUAUUCUUACUGUUGAUCAAAUACUUUCAGAAUAUUUGUCACCACAUAUCCUUUCUGUUGAACAUAUUGAAAUGGCUCAAUGCUUAUAUUUCAAUGCAGUAUUAACCAACAUGACGAUAAUUAGCUCUGAUGAUAAAAAUGAAACAUCAUGCGAGUAUUAUGAUAACAAGAAAGAGGCAGUUGAUCAAAAGAAUGUGGUUUUUUCAAAUAAGGGUUCUAGUCAAGCACAACAAAAUCAAACUAUAUCAUUAAUUCCUCAACAAUUUACUGUUUCUCCUUCAAUAACAACAAGCAGCCAAUGUAUAACAACUCAACGUUUCAAGUUUUGUAAAUUAUGGGAUCUUGUAUGA